Molecule: messenger RNA, 1878 nt
Organism: Ostrinia furnacalis (Asian corn borer)
Lineage: Eukaryota; Metazoa; Arthropoda; Insecta; Lepidoptera; Crambidae
Product: glucose-1-phosphatase-like
Exons: 2
Coding region: 327-1541 (404 amino acids)
Biological process (GO): dephosphorylation
Cellular component (GO): outer membrane-bounded periplasmic space
Molecular function (GO): sugar-phosphatase activity
Source: RefSeq, a predicted model, not a curated record
UGUUGUGUUUUGUUUGUAAACUUUACGAUUUUGUUUUCACUUUCGUUUAUUGUUUUUCUUAAAGGUGAUAGUUAAUUAAAAGGUCUAGUUAUCUUGAAGAAUAAUCAUUAGGUAAGCAAACGUAGAUUAAGUUAUACAUUGUAAGUGGCCGUUGUCCGUUAUGCCUAAAAGUGUUACUUAUGCAAUCUACUCAGCUAUACUUGUUUCUAUGAUGUAAUAUUUUAUCAAUCUCUCUUCGUAUCUUCACUGCAGUUCUUUGUCUUUCGAAUUUAGAACGCAUAUGUUAUAAAAAGUUCUGUGUACUUUUACCUCUUUAGUAUCUUAAAAUGGGUGUAAAAACUUUUUGGUGUUGUUUUUUGCUGUUUGUGAGUUUUGUGCGUACUCGAGAGACCCAAGACCAAAGAUUCAGUCUUCAACAAGUAGUGAUAUUAAGCAGACAUGGAUUACGAACUCCAUUGUCUAAAUAUUUGGCCGAUAUGACUCCGAGAACUUGGCCUACAUGGAAAGAAAAGCCUGGGUAUCUAACUGCUAAAGGAAAGAUUUUAGAAGGAUAUAUGGGAAGAUUUUUCUCUGUCUGGUUGUCUCAAGAAGGUCUACUAACCGAAAAUUGUCCGUCCGAAGAUAUUUUCUAUGUGUACGCUAACACAAAACAAAGGACACGAGCUUCAGCUUUGGCAUUCGUAAAAAAUGCUUUCCCAAAAUGUAAUAUUACGAUUCACACAUCAAAUACUGAAGUUGACCCAGUCUUUAACCCAGUUAUACAUAAUAAGUCUGCGAUUUUCAGAGAUAUUGUCAUAGACGACAUGAAAGCUCAAUUUAAAACGUUAUCUUUAAAUAAUUCAUACAAAGAUCUAGACCUUAUUUUAGAUUUUAAGAACUCUGAGAUAUGCAGAGAUGAGCAUAAAUGUAAUCUGGCUACGGACAAAAAUAAAGCAUACGUUGUGAGCGGAGAAAAGCCAAACAUAUCUGGGCCGUUGAAAAUAGGGAACUCUGUUGUUGAUGCAUUUGUUAUGCAGUAUUACGAAGGGUUUCCGUUGAAUGAUGUCGCUUGGGGAUGUCUUAAAUCGCCUAAAGAAUGGCAAUCUUUGAUGCGAUUAAGUAGAAGCUACCAUAAUAUAAUUUUUAAUUCAACGUUAGUUGCAAAAGAUAUCGCACAACCUCUAAUAAAAUUCAUGUCCAAUAUUUUCCUCAACGAUAGCGUCCCAAAGAUUUCACUAUUAAUGGGUCACGAUGCAAAUAUGUAUACCGUCUUAAAUAGCCUAGAUUUCAAACCAUAUUCGUUGGAAAACCAGCAUGAAUUGACUCCAAUAGGCGGUAAAAUUGUAUUUCAGAAAUGGUUUGACAACAUCAAAAAGGAGGAAUUAUUAAAAAUCCAUUACGUUUACCAAUCAUAUCGGCAGCUAAGACAAUCUUCAGAACUCAGUUUGGAAAACCCACCGCAGUUCAAAUUACUGGAAUUAAACCAAUGUGAAAUCGAUGAAAAUGGUUUUUGUUCUUGGAGUGACUUUGAAAAAAUAAUUGAGAGUUUAAAAGAAUCUUAACAAAAUAAUUCUUUAAUCCACAAAGAGGAAGCUCAUGGCCUGCAUCUCACCUGAUGGAAAGUGAUGAUCAGGCUGAAGGUGGAAGUGAGCUUCACCUGGAAUCCUCAACCACAGAGGAACUGGCUAUCUUACCUCUAAUAAUAUUUUAUUCUUUACUACACUACAGAUUUUUUGAGGCUUUACUUGUGUUUGUAUAUUACCUAACUAAUGUAUAUUGAAUUCAUACACAAACCUGUUAUGUGUAAAUAAUCAAACGAGUUGUAACAGUUUAUGAGAUUAAUUAGAUAACUUUAGUACCUUACUAAUAUAAAACUAAAUUUUUCAUUAUGUACUAAAA